GUAAAGUAACUAAAGGGAUUCAAUACAUGUAGUGGAGUAAAAGUAGUAUACACUGGAAAUACUCAAGUAAAGUACAAGUACCACCUAAAGUAGUACUUAAGUACAGUACUUGAGUAAAUGUACUUCCCACGUCUGCUGUUAAGCUACUUCUUAAAUGUAGCUUGGUUUUGUGUUGACUGUAUUGUUAAUACUUAUUUCAGAGACCCAGCAGGUGAAGGAGCACUGAGAGCAGCAUGGAGGAGAACAAAGAGACUCCCAGGACUCAGAACCAGAGAGGAACACAGGGACUCAAACUUCACAGCUGUGACAUGUGUGGCAAAUCCUUCAAGAGAUCUAGAGACUUAAAGAGGCAUCAGAGGGUUCAUACUGGAGAGAAACCGUACAGCUGUGACCUGUGUGGGAAAACGUUUUCUAGAGAUAGUAACUUAAAAGUCCACAAACGCAUCCAUACUGGAGAGAAACCGUACAGCUGUGACCUGUGUGGGAAAACUUUUGCUCUUAAAUGUGCUCUUCAAGCUCACCAGUGCAUCCACACUGGAGAGAAACCCUACUCGUGUGAAACUUGUGGGAAAUUGUUCAGAUUAUUGAGUGAUUUUAGAAAACAUGAACGCACUCACACUGGAGAUAAACCCUACAGCUGUGACCAAUGUGGGAAAACAUUUUCUCAGGGUAGUAACCUUAAAUCCCACCAACGCACUCACACUGGAGUGAAACCGUACUGGUGUGACGAGUGA
Messenger RNA from Gymnodraco acuticeps, 734 nucleotides. RefSeq names its product zinc finger protein 239-like. The record is from RefSeq and is a predicted model, not a curated record. Gene Ontology annotation, cellular component: nucleus. Bases 234 to 734 code for a protein of 166 amino acids. The transcript is spliced from 2 exons. Lineage: Eukaryota; Metazoa; Chordata; Actinopteri; Perciformes; Bathydraconidae.